Molecule: messenger RNA, 201 nt
Organism: Gongylonema pulchrum
Lineage: Eukaryota; Metazoa; Nematoda; Chromadorea; Rhabditida; Gongylonematidae
Source: the annotation of a GenBank genome assembly
AUGCCGAUGACAGUGGAAGAGUAUCAAGUGGGCCAACUCUGGUCGGUUGCUGAAGCAUCAAAAGCGGAAACCGGUGGUGGUGAGGGUGUUGAGGUGCUCAAGAAUGAACCAUUCGACAAUUAUCCAUUAUUUGAUGGCCGAUAUACAUGUGGUCAAUUCACACACAAAAUCUAUCACCUACAAACAUAUGUUGCAUCAUGA